This is a messenger RNA of Pyricularia grisea, 1875 nucleotides long. RefSeq lists its product as uncharacterized. The record is from RefSeq and is a predicted model, not a curated record. The coding region runs from base 163 to 1620 and encodes 485 amino acids. NCBI's taxonomy places the organism in Eukaryota, Fungi, Ascomycota, Sordariomycetes, Magnaporthales, Pyriculariaceae. The transcript is spliced from 4 exons. Gene Ontology annotation, cellular component: chromatin; nucleolus. Gene Ontology annotation, molecular function: peptidyl-prolyl cis-trans isomerase activity; macrolide binding.
CUUGAGAACAAAUUUUUUUUCUUCGUUACAUUGUACAUUGGCAUCUUACCAUUUAAUUUUCAAACAUUUUUUGUGCCAACUCACUGCCUGCGAAUCUUUCCAUUUGAAGAGCUCGUUUAUUUAGUCGAAUCAAGCGACAUUUUCAAAUAAAGUCCAGUCAAAAUGCCUCUUCUACCCGCCGCUUUGUACGGACUUCGCGUCCCGGCCGGCGAUGAGCCGAUGCCCGCUGCCAUUGAUUUCCCUGCUACUAUCCGCAUCACAAUGGCCGCCAUCGACCCUACUGAGGAGCCCGAGGCUGAUGAGGACGGCAAGGUCCCUCGUGUGCCCCGCUCAACACUGAAGCUCGUCAAGGAGACCGUCAACCCCGACAUGGAUGAGGACAGCGACGAGGAUGACGACUACCUGCAGCAGCUCCUCGCCGACGGCGGCGACGACUCCGAGGAUGAUGAGGAGGAGGAGGAGGCCAACGGUGGCCCAUCCGACCCGUCCAAGUCCAAGAAGGCUCGCCAAGAGGCUGCGCUUAAGAAGCUUCUCGCUGCCGCCAACGAGGAGGACUCGGACGAGGAGAUGGCCGACGCCGGCUCCAAGUCUAAGAAGUCGAAGAAGGGCAAGGCUCCUGCCACCAAGGACGACGAUGAGGACUCCGAGGACGAGGAAGAUGAUGACGACUCGGACAUGGGUGUCGACAUGGAGGAGCACGUUUUGUGCACGCUCGACCUUGAGAGGAACUUCCAGCAGCCUCUUGACAUUGUUAUCGGAGAGGGUGAGAGGGCUUACUUCGUCGUCAGCGGCACACACUCGAUCCACCUCACCGGAAACUACGUCAUCCCCGAUGUCGAGGAGGACGACAGUGAUGAUGAGGAUGACAGCGACGACGAGUACGACCUCACCCCCGACAUGGAGGAUGCUCUCGGCGAUGGCGAGUCUGUCUCAAGCGACGACCUUGACGAGAUCGACGGUGCUAUGCGCGUCGAGGAGAUCGACACAGACGAGGAGGAGGCCCCCAAACUGGUCAAGGCCAAGGACAGCAAGAAGGGCAAGAAGCGCCCCGCUGAGGACGAGGAGGCCGAGGGUCUCGAUGCUAUGAUUGCCCAGGAGGCCGAAAGCAAGCUAAGCAAGAAGCAGCAAAAGAAGCUCAAGAACAACAAGGGCGAGGCUGUCGAGGCCGAGGCCAAGGAGAAGGCCACCCCCGCCAAGGGUGACAAGAAGGUCCAGUUCGCCAAGAACCUGGAGCAGGGUCCCACUGGCUCUGCCGAGAAGCCCAAGGCCAACGGCAAGGCCUCGCUCGGUGUCAAGACCGUCCAGGGCAUUACUAUCGAUGACCGCAAGCUUGGCCAGGGCCGUGUUGCCAAGUCGGGUGACAAGGUCAGCAUGCGCUACAUUGGCAAGCUCACAAACGGCAAGGUGUUUGAUGCCAACAAGAAGGGCCCUCCUUUCAGCUUCAAGCUUGGUAAGGGUGAGGUCAUUAAGGGCUGGGACAUUGGUGUCGCCGGCAUGGCUGUCGGUGGAGAGCGCCGCCUGACCAUCCCGGCCUCGCACGCCUACGGAAGCGCGGGCGUUCCCGGCAUUCCCGGAAACAGCACACUUGUUUUCGACGUCAAGCUUCUCGAGAUCAAGUAAAUGCUCGGUACAGAGCAGGAUCAAAGGAGGACUUGGAAAAGAAAUAAGUAAAAAUAUGAAAAAAUAACUUGUCUAAAAAAGGAUCUGGGUUUUCGGAAGGCGUUUCGGCAAACUUGGUUUAUAUCGGCAAAACCUUUCCACUCAGAUGAGAAAACCGACUAAUAACUACCAUGACACAUCGUGAAGAUUUCCUUUCUUUUAUGUUUAGUUUGAGAAAAUAAAAAUAAAAAUUCAUAAAACUUGUCUUUUCUAUUA